AUGAACUUUGCUGAGAUAGAGAAGGAAAUCAACACCCUUGCAAAGAAGGCAAAUGAUGGAACUAUUUCAAUUGAUGAGAUGGCUGGAGGUUCAUUUACAAUAUCUAAUGGAGGAGUUUAUGGAAGCCUUUUAAGUACACCCAUUAUCAACCCCCUCAGGUUUCAUUCUACUGUGAAAACCUCCAUAUGCUUUCAUUCACUCCUCUUUUCUGAUUUAGACAAAAUGGUUGCUUGCUUGGUCACUGCUGGUCUGGUUCUGAUUGUGCUGCUAUGGACAUCGGCUAUUUUGGGCAUGCACUCGAUAGUGGCUCGUCCAAUGGUUGUUGGAGGCAAUGUUGUUCCAAGGCCAAUGAUGUACAUUGCGCUGACAUACGACCAUAGGCUAAUCGAUGGAAGAGAGGCAGUUUUCUUCUUGCGCCGAAUUAAAGAUGUCGUGGAGGAUCCUCGCAGGCUGCUUUUGGAUGUAUAA
This is a messenger RNA of Dovyalis caffra, 468 nucleotides long. Lineage: Eukaryota; Viridiplantae; Streptophyta; Magnoliopsida; Malpighiales; Salicaceae. The record is from the annotation of a GenBank genome assembly.